AUGCGGGUCUCGGACAUCCAUGAUUGGUUCAAGACAAUGGAUCAUUACUUCAUCAGCUUGUUCAAAAAUCCAACUCUAGAGGCAUACACGAUUGGUCUUGACGAUACCGGUCCUAGUGGCAUUGGUCACCUCACAAGCUGUACAUGUGCUUACUACACUCAAUAUUGCAGUACAUGCAAACACAUGUAUUUCCUGGCCCGCCAAAACCAGCUGCUAGUCGUUGAGAUGGCAGUGGGCCAAGAACGACAAACCAUUCAAACUCACACGGUCACACCAGCUCAUCCGUUUGCUCAAAGUGAAGACUAUACCUCUGACAUCAAGGUUGUCCGUUCAAGAAUUGACCUAAUCGACCCAGACAUCCAAAUCAUCGGUUCCAAGGUCACAACCAUUGAUUCUGAUGUCAAAGUCUCCGGGAAUCACAAUGCUUGGCCACUGAAGCGUGGCAAUACUGAUGACAAUGAGAUCCAGUCACAUCAACCCCCUUCAAAGAAGCAACGGAAGCGUUGGGCUGCUUUGUCAUCUUCAAUGCCGCUUGUGGUUGCCACUCUAAACAAUGGCCUCUCAAACCUCGGCAAUUCAGUUGAGGAGUGUUUGCGGUUGAACCAGAAGUCUGAGGAGUCCGGGAAAUCAGCGUUGAAGCAGUUGAUGAAGAUAUUGAAGAAGAAAGAAAACCAAACAGAGUUUGCAAAUGAGACAUCACCGAUGCUGAUGGAGAGGUUCAUGCUUUGCAUGCAUUCGAUUCUGACAAUGGUCAAGGAGUACUUGGUCAAUGUAUCCGUCACCCCACCGCACAACAUACCUGGAGUUUCUGAGAAGGGUCGCAUGAACAGAAGUGAGGUAAAUAAGCUAGUUGAGGAAUUCAAGAUGGUGGGGUGGCAACAUUUAAAGCAAGUGUGUGCAUUGCUGACCGAGGCAAAUCAUUGA
Molecule: messenger RNA, 924 nt
Organism: Puccinia triticina
Lineage: Eukaryota; Fungi; Basidiomycota; Pucciniomycetes; Pucciniales; Pucciniaceae
Exons: 3
Coding region: 1-924 (307 amino acids)
Molecular function (GO): zinc ion binding
Source: RefSeq, a predicted model, not a curated record